Molecule: messenger RNA, 894 nt
Organism: Cricetulus griseus (Chinese hamster)
Lineage: Eukaryota; Metazoa; Chordata; Mammalia; Rodentia; Cricetidae
Source: RefSeq, a predicted model, not a curated record
AUGGAAGAGUCAGCACCAGCGGAAAGCCAGGGCCAGCCAGCAAGCCCCAACCAUGGCUCACUGAGGAGGGCAGUGGCUGCUGCCCUGGCCCUGGAUGGGGAGUCCACAAUGGGCCGCAGGAAGAAGAAGAGGAAAGAGUCUCGCCCAGAGUCCAUCAUCAUCUACCGGUCAGAUAAUGAGAAGAUGGAUGAGGAGCCUGAAGAAUCAGAAGGUGGAGAUCGGCCUAAAGAGGAGGAGGGGGAGGAUUUCCUCGACUACCCCAUAGAUGAUGGUAUGUGGAACAUGCCUUUGGACAGCCGCUAUGUCACACUAACGGGGACCAUCACACGAGGGAAGAAAAAGGGUCAGAUGGUGGACAUCCAUGUCACUUUGACAGAGAAGGAGCUGCAAGAACUGACCAAACCCAAGGAGCUGUCAAGGGAAGCAGCCCCUGAGGGAAGAAGGGUCUGCCAGGUGGGGGCAGACCAGGGCCCACACGUGGUCCUCUGGACACUGGUCUGCCUACCUGUGGUCUUUGUCCUUUCUUUUGUCGUGUCUUUCUACUACGGCACUAUCACCUGGUACAAUAUCUUCCUUGUGUACAAUGAGGAGAGGACCUUCUGGCAUAAGAUUUCCUACUGUCCCUGCCUCAUUCUCCUCUAUCCAGUGCUCAUCAUGGCCAUGGCCUCUUCCCUGGGGCUCUAUGCCGCUGUGGUCCAGCUCUCAUGGUCCUGGGGAGCAUGGUGGCGAGCAGCCUGUGACAUGGAAAAAGGCUUUUGUGGCUGGCUUUGCAGCAAGCUGGGUCUGGAGGACUGUUCUCCCUACAGCAUUGUGGAGCUGCUGGAGUCUGACAAUAUCUCAGGCAAUCUCUCCAACAAGGACCCCAUCCAGGGAGUAGAAACCUCCUCUGUCUAA